Molecule: messenger RNA, 1320 nt
Organism: Serendipita indica DSM 11827
Lineage: Eukaryota; Fungi; Basidiomycota; Agaricomycetes; Sebacinales; Serendipitaceae
Source: the annotation of a GenBank genome assembly
AUGCCGUUACUCUGGAUCGCUUGUCCAUAUGCGUUCCUGCGCCGUCCCGUCACGGUCGUGCUGGGCACUCAAUGGGGGGACGAGGGAAAGGGCAAGCUCGUCGACAUUCUCUCCCAGGAUAUUGACAUCUGCGCCCGUUGCGCCGGCGGGAACAAUGCCGGCCAUACGAUUGUAGUACCAAUGGGUCCGAACAAUGAGAAGACUAUGCUGGAUUUUCAUCUCCUCCCAUGCGGAUUAAUCAACCCGAAUUGCGUUGGAUUGAUUGGAUCUGGGGUCGUUGUACAUGUUCCUUCAUUCUUUAGCGAGUUGGAGAAGCUCGAAUCCAAAGGUCUCAACUGCCAAGGGAGGCUUCUCAUUUCGGAUCGUGCUCACCUCGUUUUCGACUUUCACCAAAUCGUCGAUGGCUUGAAGGAGGUCGAGCUGGGUGGCAAAUCUAUUGGAACGACCAAGAAGGGUAUCGGUCCGGCGUAUUCCGCAAAGGCGUCUCGUUCUGGCCUUCGCGUUCACCAUCUGUUCGACGGGAGCUUUGCCGAAAAGUUCCGCAAGAUUGUCGAAGGUCGAUUCAAACGCUAUGGUCAUUUCGAGUAUGACACCGAAGGCGAGAUUGAACGCUACAAGGACCUUGCUGCCAAGCUCAGGCCCUUUGUUGUCGAUUCAGUAACCUAUCUUCAUACAGCACUUCAAGCGAACAAGAAGAUUUUGGUAGAGGGCGCCAACGCGUUGAUGCUCGAUAUCGACUAUGGAACCUAUCCCUUCGUCACGUCGUCGAACACUGCGAUAGGAGGUGUCUGUACCGGACUUGCCAUUCCGCCCAAGCAGAUUGGUCGUAUCAUUGGUGUUGUCAAGGCCUACACGACUCGAGUCGGCGGAGGGCCUUUCCCCACCGAACAGCUCAAUGAUAUUGGCGAAACACUCCAACAAGUCGGCCACGAGUAUGGCGUUACAACUGGUCGCAAGCGUCGUUGUGGCUGGCUCGACCUCGUCGUCCUCAAGUACUCUACGAUGAUCAACGGCUAUGAUGUUCUCAACCUCACCAAGUUGGAUGUCUUGGAUGGACUUGACGAGAUCAAGGUAGCCGUCAAGUACCAGCUUGAUGGCAAGGAUCUUGACGGAUUUCCUGCGGACCUUGACCUCCUCGGACGAGUCACGGUCGAAUAUGUCACCCUACCAGGAUGGAAGUCGGAUAUCUCCAAAGCCACCAAGUUUGAAGACCUUCCAAAGAAGUGUCAAGAAUAUGUUGAAUAUGUGGAAAACUUCCUCGGAGUCAAGAUUGGAUGGAUAGGAGUGGGACCUGCUCGCGACAGUAUGAUCAGUCGAUAA